Molecule: messenger RNA, 363 nt
Organism: Cantharellus anzutake
Lineage: Eukaryota; Fungi; Basidiomycota; Agaricomycetes; Cantharellales; Hydnaceae
Exons: 2
Coding region: 1-363 (120 amino acids)
Source: RefSeq, a predicted model, not a curated record
AUGGAUGGGGCCCCAGCUUGGCAUGUAAAAGAGGUCAUCCUCUCUGAUGCCCCCACUGAGCCCCAGAUCCUGUUUUAUCGGGAUGUGCUUGAGUGCUCUGAUCACAUACAAAAUAAUCCUAGCUUUUCAAAUGCAUGGGAUUAUGAGCCACAGCGCAUCACAUAUUCUGACACAGACAUCCGUGUCUUCCAUGAGCCUUGUACAGGAAAUUUAUGGUGGAGGUAUCAGGAAGAAUCCCCUGAUGGGACAAUGAUCCAGGGUGUCAUUCUUGCAAGCAAUGAGACUCACCUUACAAACUUCUCUGGAUCAAAAGUUUUUCAUGCUGUCUAUAUGACACUUGGAAAUAUCCAUGGUGACAUCUGA